UAAUAAUGAUGUGUGAGACACACAGACACACACACACACCAAGAGAGAGUUUCGGCAGUUUUUGUCGGACUUCAUCGUCAGAAACCAGCAUCAGGUCAGUCAGUCAGUCAGUCAGUGCUAGCCGAGGGCGUCCCAAGCCAGCCCACUCCUCCAUCCUCGCUCUCCAAUUCGUGGCAUUCACUCACUCGCAUACUAUUGGCAGAUUAGUGUGUAUGUAGGUACUCAAGCCCGACCCACAUCCCGAGCCACGUCCCAGCCUCAUGUCCGCUUUUCCGCCCUGCCCCAAGGUGGAGCUCUGCACCGACCUCAAGUCAUCCGAGUACGACGGAUUGGUCGUGGUUGCUCACACCAUCAAUGAUUUGCCCAUCGAGGAUGUCAAGCGACCGCUCAAGGCACUCCAGGCUCUGGACAAAAAGGCCGAUAAGAGCCUUUUUAUUCUCCCGUGCGACCUGCCCUGCCAACGAAUCAUCUUCUCCGGCACCGGUCCCUUGACCCGGGAUCAUGACGAUGUCCGCAGUUACGCCGAGGCCGCUCAAAAAGGCGUGGCACGAGCUAUCGAAGCCGGCUGUCAAGCGCCUUGCCUCUUCUUCCACGUCUUGGAUAAGUUCCCGCAAGCGGCUUUAGUCACGGUCUUGGGGGCUUUACGAGGCCUCUACGUUCCAUUGGAGGUACGCGAGGCUCAGCCCGACCAGGCUAAAAAGGUCCAAAAGAUCGGCAUCUUUGACCACGACCACAAAGUGGCCCAAAGACUGGAUCUUAUUCAAGCUUUGGAAGCCGGGCGAAUCGUCAGUCGUGAUAUCGGCGGUUCCGAUCCUGAACGAAUGGCCGCUCCUCGUGUCGAAGAAUAUGUCCGUCGAACCUUUGAAAACACCGGAAUCAAGGUGGAGGUGAUCCAAGGCCAAGCCACUUUCGAAAAGGAUUACCCUUGCUUUGCCGCCGUCAACCGUUGUGCCAGUGGGAUUCCUCGCCAUGAUGGGCGCAUCAUUUGGCUCACGUAUGAACCCGAAGGCCCCGUGGAAAAGACGCUCAUGUUGGUGGGCAAAGGCAUCACCUACGACACCGGUGGCCUGGACAUCAAGGCUGGAGGCGUCAUGGCUGGAAUGUCUCGGGACAAAUGCGGAGCCGCGGAUGUGGCCGGCAUUCUCAAGGCCAUGUCCAUGAUCCAACCUAAAGGCGUAAAGGUCAUCGGGGCCAUGGCCAUGGCUCGCAACAGUUGCGGGUCCAAUGGUUACGUCUCCGACGAGAUAAUUACCUCACGAGCCGGCGUGAGAAUCCGAGUGGGAAACACGGAUGCUGAAGGUCGAAUGGCUAUGGUGGACGUCCUUUGCCACAUGAAGGAGAAAGCUCUGAACGAAGUCAAUCCUCACAUGAUGACGGUGGCGACCUUGACUGGCCAUGCCUGCUUAGCCAUGGGUCCUUACACGGCCGUUAUGGACAAUGGUGCGGCCAGGAAAAUUGGCUUUGCACAAGCCCUCCAAAAGGUGGGUGAAGACUUUGGCAAUCCCUUUGAGAUCAGCUCUUUGAGACGGGAGGAUAUGGAGAAGAACCGGGACAAGUCCGGUGAAUUUGUGGCUAUUUUUCAAGGCAAUAAUGCGCCCUCCACAAGAACUCCCAGGGGACAUCAAAUGGCUCCGGCGUUUAUGAUUGACGUUUCCGGUUUGGAUAAACACAUGAUGGAGGAUGAGAGGCCCUUGAAGUACUCUCAUUUGGAUGUGGCUGGAAGUUCAGGGGACCUGCCCGAGCCCACCAAUGCCGCCUCCGUGAUACCGUUGGUCAUGAACACCAUCGGUUGUUUCUAAAUAAUAUUAAACACGACUCAAAUCAUUCACAAUUUUGUACGAUUUCAAUAGACUAUUCGGUUCUUUUUUAAA
Molecule: messenger RNA, 1871 nt
Organism: Tigriopus californicus
Lineage: Eukaryota; Metazoa; Arthropoda; Copepoda; Harpacticoida; Harpacticidae
Product: putative aminopeptidase W07G4.4
Exons: 5
Coding region: 261-1799 (512 amino acids)
Biological process (GO): proteolysis
Cellular component (GO): cytoplasm
Molecular function (GO): metalloaminopeptidase activity; manganese ion binding
Source: RefSeq, a predicted model, not a curated record